Bufo bufo (common toad) is the source of this 3195-nucleotide messenger RNA. RefSeq lists its product as uncharacterized. The transcript has 4 exons. The record is from RefSeq and is a predicted model, not a curated record. Lineage: Eukaryota; Metazoa; Chordata; Amphibia; Anura; Bufonidae. The coding region runs from base 382 to 3195 and encodes 937 amino acids. Gene Ontology annotation, molecular function: DNA binding; site-specific DNA-methyltransferase (adenine-specific) activity.
GGUGUUGUGGAGAAGGACGAUCCCAUUGCCACUCCGCAGCCUACCUCAAAUGACUCUCCUAUUGUAGAGGAGGUUUUGACUGGUGCGCAUAUUGCCACCCCAGAGACCGUGCUUAGACCACGGAAGAGGGCCCUUUCCCGCCGGGCAGAACGGGCGCGGACAUGGAAAAGCGCAAGAGCGCAAUCCCCGGAAUUGUCUGGCUCUGACAGAGCUUCAGACGAGGAGGCAUUCGCGGAUAUGGAUUAUGAGGCGGAGGAGGAUGUCACCCCCACAGUUUAGGGCCCCUCGGCUGCCGUUGCAGCUACCUCCUCUGCCAGGGAUGUGGUGUCCCCUUGUACCGCUUCCCAAUCUGUGGCGGUUCUGGAUGAUUCGGGAGAACCUAUGUUUGACCCCGAAUCUUUGCACCACCCGCGUUCGGCGGAAUGGCUCCCCUCCCCUCAUGUAGGGGCUUAUUUGGAGCACUGGGUGCGUCACUCGCUUUCCCGCGAAUCACGCAACAAACUCAGGGCUGAGUGUCCCAGGCCAUUGGUUCCUAAUAAGGUGUGCGAGACCCCAAUAGUGGAUCCCAAGAUGGCUCAGUUUCUGACCAAAACUGGCUGGAACUCAAAAAAGGGUCUGGAUUCAGCGCUUCGCAGCUGCCAGGACAAGAUUCUAGAUGUCCUCGGCCCACUGACCAAGAUCUUGGAGAUGGCCGAGUCAGCCAGGAGUGAGGGAUCCCCAAUAGACCACGAGGAGUUACGGGGCUGGGCCCAGAGGGCCAUUUGCCUUACCGGCAACGCCAAUACUUCAGUGGCGAUUGAGAGGCGCAAGUCUAUCCUAUUCAAGAUAGACCCUAAGUUAGCUAACUUGGCGCUCACUGAGGCGGGAAAGGAAGCCCAGGGCCUCCUUUUCGGUGAGUCCUUCAUUAAGGACAUGGGCCGUUUUGUGGGCACCUUUACUGCGCUUGACAAGGCCCAGAGUUCGAUGCGCAGGGUGUUUCACGGACGGGUCUCUCAUCGGGCCGGCAGUGGUAGGGGCCGCCUGUCCGGCCGUGCUAGUUUCCAGGCCCGCGGAGCAAAUAGAGGUGCCGGUGGACAAAGACCACCUUUCCAGGACCAACGUAAUCCGUCUCCCUUCUUCGCAUCCAGAGGACAUCAGUGGCGUUCUCGCUCCUUCCGGGGCAACCCAAGCCAUCGCAGACCCCUGGGUAAGUCUCCCUCGCAUCGGGGAUUCUACGGUACCUUGUGUAGGGGGCCGACUCCGGCUCUUUUUUCAUGUUUGGGGCCUCAUCACCUCAGAUCCGUGGGUGCUGACCACGGUCAGGGGAUUUCGCAUAGAACUCACGGGGUCUCCCUACCUUGUUCCCUCCCCCCCGCUAAUCCCCCUGUCGCGCACGGAUUGCGCCCUGGUGGGCGCGGAGCUACGCUCCCUCAGACAAAAGCGGGCUAUCGAGCGAGCGUCCCCGGCGCAGGGGGCUGUGAUCAGCAAUAUAUUCCUCGUUCAAAAGAAAGGCGGGCAGAUGAGGCCAGUCAUCAAUCUUCGCGCACUGAAUGCGGUGGUUCGCUACCGUCAUUUCAAGAUGGAGGGGAUCCAUCUCCUACGGGACUUACUAGUGCCGGGGGACUGGAUGGUAAAGCUCGACCUGAAGGAUGCUUACCUGACGGUCCCAGUGGCCAAUUGUUCCAGGGACUUGCUCCAGUUCAAGUGGAAUGGAGAGGUCUGGAGGUUCACCUGUCUGCCAUUCGGACUGUCGUCAGCUCCUUGGUGCUUCACCAAGUUGCUGCGUCCGGUCGUGUCAUGGUUGAGGACUCGGGGCGUCCGCCUAAUUAUUUACCUGGACGACAUCCUUCUGAUGCACGAAUCCAGGAUCUCGGAUUCCUCCUCAACAUAGAGAAGUCCUGCCUCAUCCCGGCUCGGAGGAUGGAAUUCUUAGGAUUCACGGUGGAUUCUCUCUCGGAGUCCCUCAGUCUGCCGACGGCAAAAUUGCGGGCGAUCCGCAAAGAACUGAGACAUGCGCUUCUCAUACCCCAUCUCUCAUUGCGUCAUCUGGCCCGCAUCAUCGGUCUGUUAGCCUCGUCCAUCCAGGCGGUGUUUCCAGCCCCGUUACAUUACCGUGCGCUCCACCGUCUGAAGAUCGCCCAUCUUCGGACCGGUGCAUCCUUUGCGGACGCGGUGGUCCUGGAUUCGGAGGCCCGAGAGGAAUUGAGUUGGUGGAUAGCCAAUCUGGAAGCGUGGAACGGCAGGGCGAUUUUCGGCUCCCUUCCAGAGUUGACCAUAGAAUCAGAUGCGAGCCUCCAGGGUUGGGGCGCCCAUUGCAAUGGUGUAUCUACAGGAGGCCCAUGGUCAGCGGAGGAGUCCCUCCUGCACAUCAAUGCUUUGGAGCUCCUGGCAGGAUCCUUCGCGGUGAGGAGUUUUUCCAACGGGAUCGCCAACGCUUGCAUCAAGUUACGUAUGGACAAUAUAUCAGCAGUCCAGUAUGUCAACCGUUUGGGGGGUACUCGCUCAGCAACGUUGGCUCGUCUGGCCAAAGACUUUUGGACAUUUUGCCUAUCCAAAGACAUCAUGGUCCAGGCGGAGUACCUACCGGGACUGAACAACGUCCAGGCGGAUUGGAACUCGCGCUACCUAUCGGAUGGCAGCGAUUGGCAAUUGGACCCUCGGGUCUUCUCAGCUAUCUCGGAAUUGUGGGGUCCGGUGUCUAUCGACCUGUUCGCUUCACGGCUGAACAGACAGCUCACCCGGUUUUACAGCUGGCGUCCGGACCCGGAAGCAUUAGCAGUGGAUGCGUUCCUCCAGGAUUGGUCGGUAUCCCACCUGUACGCGUUUCCCCCAUUCUCGAUGAUUCCGAGGACACUCUUGCAGGUGAUUCGUCAGCAGGCGGACCUAGUUCUUGUGGUACCGUUCUGGGGGUCUCAGGUCUGGUUCCCCUCGUUGCUGAGGAUUCUAGUGGAGAUUCCUGUUCUUCUCCCGACCCGGUCGGAUCUCCUCCACAACCCUCUGGGACUACAACAUCCCCUUCUACUCGACGGAUCCCUGCGGCUGCUGGCAUGCCGGAUCUCCGGACACCUGGAUCGUUCGAGGGAGUUUCGGCAGCAACUCGACAGCUAUUGGACAGUGCAUGGGCUCCCGGCACUAGGAAGUCGUACCGGGCAGCCUGGAGAACUUGGGCUAACUGGUGCGUGGAACGGGACUUGGAUCCCGUUUCGGCACCUGUAA